Messenger RNA from Sabethes cyaneus, 1185 nucleotides. It is a transcript of the gene ReepB, whose product is annotated as receptor expression-enhancing protein 5. The record is from RefSeq and is a predicted model, not a curated record. Lineage: Eukaryota; Metazoa; Arthropoda; Insecta; Diptera; Culicidae. The transcript has 5 exons. The coding region runs from base 156 to 698 and encodes 180 amino acids.
GUUUGGCUAGUGGGCUUGUUUGGAAGAGAAGUUUUACUGCGUCUGUUGUCAUUUAUUUGCCGUUUUUUACUAAAAGCUAUCGUGACUCGAGCAAUAAUCACCAUUAUUCACCGAUUAUCAAAGCUGUGAUUAUAUCGCAACGAAAAACAUUUAAUAUGGCCAACAAAAUCGAAGAAGUGCGGACAUCGAUUGAAGCAUCGUUGAAGGAUGAUUCUAAGCCAUGGACAAAAGCAUUUAAAUUAGCAGAAGAGAAAUCCGGCGUACCGAGGAUGUACAUAUUUCUAGGUGGCGUUGCUAUUGUGGUUCUCUAUUUGGCAUUUGGAUAUGCAGCGCAAAUACUUUGUAAUGCGAUUGGCGUAGCUUACCCAGCGUAUGUCUCGAUGAAAGCAAUAGAGACACGAACCAAAGAAGAUGACACCAGAUGGCUGACGUAUUGGGUUAUCUACGGCGUGCUGUCAGUUAUUGAACAUUUCUCGUUCUUCUUGGUUCAGAUUAUUCCAUUCUACUGGCUACUAAAGUGCAUUUUCUUUGUUUGGUGCAUGGUGCCAAUUGAGAACAAUGGCUCUUCUGUUAUGUAUCACAGAGUGAUUCUGCCAUACUUCAAGAAAUACGAAAAAAGUGCGGACAAUUUGAUCGGACAAGCUGCCGACAAAAUUAAGCAGGUGGCCGGUGAUGUGAUCUCUAAAAAACUGUCUUAAACAAUCAUAUACUUUUAAACAGUCAAUACAACUUUUGCUUCAUGGGGCAUGUAAAUUGAAUAUUUUUUUUUACAUUAUUUAAAUUCGGGUUAAAUUAAAUUGCAUAAGGGUCACUUUAAAAUAGUACACUUUGUGGCACAAUUCAUACUUCCGCAUUUUACUUCCUAAUUUCUAAAUGUUUUCAAUCUUUCAAAAUAAGCACGAAGAAUAUUGUAUAAUGGUCUUAAAAGUAUAGGCUACCCACGUUGUAUAGACUUGUAAUUUUAAACGAAGCAAACAUAAAGGUAGUCGGUUCAAUAUUGUAAAUCAUAUUCACUGAACAUCAAUCAAUUCAUUUUUUUUGCUAGAAACGACGAAGCUAUCUUGCAAACGUUCAAAAAUUGAUUUACAAAUACAAUAAAAGACAAAUGGGACGAAUGUUUGAUAUUUUUGUUAACGAUUUCUGUGCUAAAUAAAAUGAAGAAAAUGCACCAAAUAGUUUAUUAAA